Molecule: messenger RNA, 618 nt
Organism: Suillus subalutaceus
Lineage: Eukaryota; Fungi; Basidiomycota; Agaricomycetes; Boletales; Suillaceae
Exons: 2
Coding region: 1-618 (205 amino acids)
Source: RefSeq, a predicted model, not a curated record
AUGUCUCUCUCAUCUAACGGACAUUAUAUUGACAAGGCAUGGGGCAAGGACCGAUACCGAGAGCUCAUGAGAGUCGCCCGACAGUGGAGGCAGUUGAAGACGAUGAAAUGGCAUGGCUUCGGCCAUUGUUCCGACAGCCCGAAUGCAGGAGAUCUCGCAUUAUUUUGCCCGGCAUGUCCUCAGCCUGGGAUUAAUGUGUCCUUCUCAGGGGAUGAAUCACUUGAUGAGUGGAAAUACACCCGGUCAUUUGUUAUGGAUGGAAAUUUCAAAGCUGAACACCUGCAUCCCAUGAAGCCAUUUGAUGAAGUUUGGCUGUCAGAUGGGUUGGGAUUCAUGGUGGGAAAGGACAGGUAUAACACGCAUCUUGCAGAGGCUGCCGACACUUUAGAAAAAUCAAGCUGCAACAAUCACCGGGCAGUAAAUCAAGCAAAUGCGGCUCGGCACAAGCUGGAAUCCACGGGCAUCGGGGGAGUAGCCUGUGCGAGACACGGUUGCUUUGUUCCUCACUCGAUGGUAGAUUUUCAGAAAGGCGAAGGCAAGCCGACCCAGCCAUUCAAUAUUCAUGAGUUAACCAUGCAUCAUUCGCAGACAAAUGAACAUGGACUAUGCCCUUUGUGA